This is a messenger RNA of Zychaea mexicana, 319 nucleotides long. RefSeq lists its product as uncharacterized. The record is from RefSeq and is a predicted model, not a curated record. Lineage: Eukaryota; Fungi; Mucoromycota; Mucoromycetes; Mucorales; Lichtheimiaceae. The transcript is spliced from 2 exons. The coding region runs from base 8 to 319 and encodes 103 amino acids.
CCCGUCUAUGCCGUCUAUGCCAUCUAUGCCUUCUGUUUCACCAUGCGGUCGUUUGCUGUUCUGUUUCGUGCUGCGUAGUGACCUUAUUCGGUCAUCGUUUCUUUUUCUGUCUGGUGGGUUUGAGCUCAUCGUUGUCGGGCGAUCGUUUCUUUGUGCGUGCCUGUCGUUUGGGCGCGUUCUAGGGCUCUUGGUGAAGAGCGUAUGUCUGGUUCUCGGCUUUGGUGGUCGUCUCGGCCACGGUGCUUUGGUGUGUCUGGCGGUCGCCGCCUUCGUCAGGCGAUGGGGUGCGGCCCAGACAUCUCAGUGGAUGGUUUCUUGA